Messenger RNA from Solanum tuberosum (potato), 1413 nucleotides. RefSeq lists its product as uncharacterized. The record is from RefSeq and is a predicted model, not a curated record. The transcript is spliced from 2 exons. NCBI's taxonomy places the organism in Eukaryota, Viridiplantae, Streptophyta, Magnoliopsida, Solanales, Solanaceae. Bases 55 to 1335 code for a protein of 426 amino acids.
UCAGAGCUUUUCAGCCAUUGAUAGUGGUUUUUCGAGAACUUGUAAGAAAGAGUUAUGGCGAUUGUAGUAGAUAAUGAAUUGCCAGAGAAAUUAGGUCAUAAUCAUCCUCUGUAUCUCAGUUCAUCAGAUACUUCUGGAGUGGUUUUGAUCUCUAUUCAAUUGACUGGAUCAGAAAACUAUUUUGUAUGGAGCCGUUCGAUGAAGAUAGCCAUACUUGGUAGGAACAAGUUGGGAUUGAUCGACGAAAAGUGCAGGAAGGAAGGUUUUGGUCCAAAUUUAGUAGAUCUAUGGGAACAGUGUAAUGCAAUUGUUCUUUCAUGGAUAAUGAACUGUGUUUCGAAGGAGUUACUAAGUGGAAUUGUUUACUCUUCUGAUGCUUGUGAUGUAUGGAGAGAUCUCAAUGAGAGAUUUGACAAGGCUGAUGGAUCAAGGAUUUUUCAGUUACAUAGGGAGAUUGUUACUGCAAAUCAGGGGACAAGCACCAUAUCUGAGUAUUUCACUCGUUUGCUAUUACUUUGGGCUGAGUUUGAUUGUCUAGCCCCUUUUCCUGGAUGUGCUUGUGAGAAAUCCAGAGAUUUCAUGGAGUUCAUGCCCAGGCAAAAGCUAAUGCAGUUUUUGAUGGGCCUUAAUGAAUCUUAUGAGCAAGCUCGAGGACAAAUUCUGAUGUUAAUUCCAUUGCCUUCUGUGAACCAGGCUUAUUCGAUGAUGAUUGCACGUGAGAGUCAAAGGAGUAUGGCUCAUGCUAUUGGUCCAAUGACGCACAUGGAAGUUGCUGCUUUGAUAGCUGGAAGAAAUGCUUCUUCUCACAAAUUCAAAAAGGACUGGAAUGUUCAAUGUGACUAUUGUAAGAAGAUGGGACAUGCUAGGGGAAAUUGUUACAAACUGAUAGGAUAUCCACCAGAUUUCAAGUUUAGGAAGAGAGUUGGAAAUCCUAAUACUCCUGAUCCACGAGGAGGUGAUCAAAGGAGUCAAGCUCAUACUGGGAAGACUGAUGAUGGGGCUCAUUCUGAGACUGGACAAAAUAGAUCUGCUUGUGUUCACAACAGUAGAAAUGUAACCAGUCAGGGUAAAAGUAUGAUGUUAUCUGAUUCUCGCAGUGAAGGGGAGAAUUCUGGAAGAUACUCUGAUGAUUGGAACAAAGGAACAGGGUCUCCUUCUUACUCUCACAAUCAAUAUAAUCAGAUGAUGCAACAUAUGGAUAAUCAACAUCAUUACAAUCAAUUCAGGAGGUUAGUGGACAAAGACACUGUUGGUGAAAGUUCAAACAUGAAUUGUCUCUCUGAUUCAGCCAAUAUGGGAGGACCUCUCAAGUGGGAAGGUGUUGGAGAUUGGUGAAGAGAAUGAUGGACUUUACUUGUUGAAUCAUAAAGGAUCAACAGACAAUAAUGAACAUCCAGUUAGAGGACUGUUAGC